Messenger RNA from Aplysia californica (California sea hare), 624 nucleotides. Its product is annotated as C-type lectin domain family 3 member A. Lineage: Eukaryota; Metazoa; Mollusca; Gastropoda; Aplysiida; Aplysiidae. The coding region runs from base 7 to 624 and encodes 205 amino acids. The record is from RefSeq and is a predicted model, not a curated record. The transcript has a single exon.
UUUGACAUGGUUCUUGACAAGUUGAAGGAAAUGGAUACAAAGAUGCAAGAACUGGACGCAAAGGGCAAGGAACUGGAUUCAAAGAUAAAUGCAGCAGAUGCCAAGGAGAACGAAACAGACGCAAAGAUAAAAGCAAUAGAAGAUAGGGAACAAGAAAUGAACUCCACACUGAACGACCUCAGAACUCGAGUGGAAAACUCCAAAGACGCCAUAAUUUCCACAACAACUAGCUAUCGGGGCCACAACUACUUACUCUCCAAACCAAUACUGGUUAACGUACAUGAAGCCAAUCGUCUGUGCCGGCUCUAUGGCGGGUAUUUGGCGGAGAUCAACGACAAGCAAGAAUUCCAGCACUUGGCGGACUUCUCCAACUCUUCUGUGUCAGGUUCUGUUUCUACAGGCGUCAUGCUGGGUGCUACAGACGAGGGUCAUGAGGGGAGGUGGACAUUUCUCACUUCUGGUGGCAAUAUGACGUCAUUUUUGUGGAAUGGCUCAGAGCCGAAUGGGGGACUGAGAGAAAACUGUUUGUUUAUGUGGUCAAACCAGAAGUUAAUGAUUGACUCUGCAUGUUUAAUAUAUACUUCAGGUUGGCAGUGGCGGUUCUUGUGCGAAGUUAAUGCCUAA